UACUAGUAACUUUAUCGAGUGUUUUACGUUGUGGAGUGAACACGUUGCGUGAAACAUUCCUUUUUUACAGUGUGGUUAGAAUCAACUAUUGUAAUAUUUAUUAGAAAUCACGAUGGCACAAUACGAUUUAACGUCUCGAAUAGGACAAUAUUUGGAUCGUCAUUUGGUUUUUCCACUUCUUGAAUUUUUAUCUGCUAAACAAAUUUAUGACGAAGAUGAAUUACUUCAAGCAAAAUUGGAUAUUCUUAGUAAAACUAAUAUGAUAGAUUAUACAAUUGAUAUUCGAAAACAAUUGUAUCCUAAUUUGGAAGUUCCAGAGGAAUUAAAAGCAAGACGUGCAGGUGUUUUACAAGAACUUAGUAUAUUGCAAAACAAUGUUUCCGUUGUUGUAGCUCUAAUGAAUAAUGAAGAAGUAAUGAAGAAAAUGGAAAACAUGAGAGAUUCGAAGGCUUUGAGUAAUUAUCUUACACAAGAAUCUGAUUUUAGGGUAGAAAUGAUGGACAAUUUUGUAAAACUCGCACAUUAUCGUUAUGAAUGUGGUAAUUAUUCUGUUUCCACUUCAUAUCUCUAUUUUUACAUGCUCAUAAUGCCACCAACUGACAAGAAUUAUUUAAAUGUAUUAUGGGGCAAGUUAGCUUCAGAGAUUCUUGUACAAAACUGGGAAACUGCGCUUGAAGAUGUAAAUAAACUAAGAGAAUAUAUUGAUAGUAAUAUUAUUGGAAAUUCUGUACAAGUUUUACAAUUACGUACAUGGCUUAUUCAUUGGAGCUUGUUUGUUUUCUUUAAUCAUGUUAAGGGAAGAGAUUUGAUUAUUGAAAUGUUUCUUUAUCGACCUCAUUAUCUAAAUGCUAUACAAACAAUGUGUCCACAUAUAUUACGUUACUUAGCUGCAGCGGUGAUUGUCAAUCGUUCUCGACGUUCUAUAUUGAAAGAUCUUGUAAAAGUGAUACAACAGGAAUCUUAUACAUACCGGGAUCCUAUUACUGAAUUUUUGGAACACUUAUAUGUUAAUUUUGAUUUUGACGGAGCAAGACAGAAAUUGCGACAAUGUCAAACCGUUGUAUUCAAUGAUUUCUUCCUCAUUGCAUUGUUGAAUGAAUUUGUAGAAAAUGCUAGAUUAAUGAUCUUUGAAACUUUCUGCAGAAUUCAUCAAUGUAUUAGUAUUGGAAUGCUUGCGGAAAAAUUGAAUAUGAAGGCAGAUGUAGCAGAAUGUUGGAUAGUUAAUUUAAUUCGUAAUGCUCGAUUAGAUGCAAAAAUAGACAGUAAAUUAGGACACGUUGUAAUGGGUGGACAGCCAGCAUCUCCAUACCAACAACUGGUUGAAAAAAUUGAAACCUUAAGUGUACGGAGUGAAGCUUUAGAAAAUCUAAUCGAACGGAAAGUAAAAGCGAAGAAUCAGGAUCCAGUAAGUAUAAUGUGGAACUAAUAGAGUAUCAUCGUUCUUGGAAUAUGGAUGUGUGACGUCUAAACAUUUUAUACAAAACUGUAUGACAAAAUAUAUGAAUAUGAAGAAGAUUCACAGCAUUAUAACUUAUCUCGAGCAUAUAAACUUAUUAGAGAAUACGCUGUAUUACUGCUUGAUGCAUAACUUCAUACAUCAUUGUAUAAAAAUCUAUCAAAUUUACUAUAUAAAAAAA
Molecule: messenger RNA, 1637 nt
Organism: Vespa mandarinia (Asian giant hornet)
Lineage: Eukaryota; Metazoa; Arthropoda; Insecta; Hymenoptera; Vespidae
Gene: eIF3e
Product: eukaryotic translation initiation factor 3 subunit E
Cellular component (GO): cytoplasm; eukaryotic translation initiation factor 3 complex
Molecular function (GO): translation initiation factor activity
Source: RefSeq, a predicted model, not a curated record